AUGGAGUCGCUCGAUCUUAUAUACUUUCACUCCGCUUUUCGCAUACCUAUAUGCAAGUCGUGCAAAUCCGUAUUCGCAACUUCCAUCCGCAGCCAUAUCCGCACGUUCCACAAGGAGCUGGCCCUUUCGAAACAAGACCUUAAGAAGUACGAGGAAUCCUUUCAGGGCCUAUCUCCCAUCUGUGACCGCAACGUUAUCCGGAAUCUACAGCCCAGCUCGCAAGACCCAGCAAUCUCUCACCUCCCCCUUCAUCUUGAUAAUAUCCUGUGCCUCUGCUGCGGGGACCAGAAGCGACCGUAUGUAUGCCACUCUGAAACGCAUAUGCGAGAGCAUCUUCAACUGGUCCAUGAUCGACAAUCCCAUCGCCGUGGCCAGCGUUAUGAGAACGGCAUCCUUGAAGCCUGGCAGAAGGAAGGAGUCGCGUGCGCACCAGUCGCUUGCCAGACGCUUUCCAAAUCUUCGAGCAAUAGACGUUAUUUCCCAGUUCUAGCACCAGAAUUAGAGCCCACAUCGGUAUCAGAGCCCACAUUAUCAGAGAUCUCGCACGCGCCAGCCUCAACAGUGGACGGCUCCGGCGAACUGGACGCUGGAGCUUCCUCGGCAUACUUGCAAUCUUCCAUCCCGCUAGAAACGCUCAUAGAAGAGAAGCUCACCCAGGCUGCUCAUCUAGCCGCGACCCCAGCUCAGCAUACGCAAGAUCAGUUGCAGCGUGAAGUCAGCCCCACAUCAGAGCAAUACAGGUGGAUUCAGUUCACAGAAUGGGGUCGGUAUCUGGCGGAAUAUCCACUAGGAGCCGCCGCCCGUUUACAUGAUCUUCCAUCGGGGGAGAGCUGGAAUGGUAGUGAUAUGAGUGGGGACAGCCACCACGGCAAUGAGCAUAAGAGGCAGCGCCAAAGUGAAUACGUUCUACAGCAUCUUCUUACUGCACUGAAGCGUCUCGUGGAACGAGCAAGAAAAACCAUGUCUGACGGCAGAUUUAACGUCUUCGACCAGCAUCGUCUCAACUCCUUCCUUCCACGCCGGACCUCAGGGAGGCCAUUCUUCUACAAGCUUCAGGAUAACACGUAUAAGGAAUAUGCCAGAGUAGCACAGAAGCUCAUUUGUUUCGUGUAUCGAAGAGCAUGGGCGGGGACUGGCCCAAGUCUACAUCAUUAUCGAACUUCCCACUUUCAGUAA
Molecule: messenger RNA, 1176 nt
Organism: Fusarium odoratissimum NRRL 54006
Lineage: Eukaryota; Fungi; Ascomycota; Sordariomycetes; Hypocreales; Nectriaceae
Exons: 1
Coding region: 1-1176 (391 amino acids)
Source: RefSeq, a predicted model, not a curated record